UCUUGGCCUGAGUGCUUUCAGUGUGUAUCUCGCCAAGGUCUUAAAGGCAAUGCGCCCGCUCAAGUUAUUUGUCUUCUACCAUCCUCUGUCGCUUGUUCUUCUGUACUUUCCAAGUCUGCCAGUCGAGGGUUACAUUCCUUUUCCUCCCUUCCUCUAAUACUUUACUCAGAUUACGUUGAACGUAUCUGUUUUAAUUAUCACCGCUAGUCGGAGUCAUUCUUUUAACCCUUACUUUCUAGUCCAUACACUUCGCAUUUUCUGCUAUCCCCUCUUCAUCAUGCGCUUCACUACUUUGUUGCCCAUGCUGCUUGCAGCUGGCGUUGCCCAAGCUCAAUUCGGCGGCCAGAACGGUGGUAACAACGGUCAGGGUGGCCAGAACAACGGCCAGGGUCAGAACAACGGCCAGGGUCAGAACAACGGCCAGGGUCAGAACAACGGCCAGGGACAGAACAACGGCCAGGGUCAGAACAAUGGCCAAGGUCAGAACAACGGCCAGAAUGGUCAGAACAAUGGCCAGGGACAGAACAACAACAACAACAACAACAACAAUGGUGGUGGUGGCAACAACAACGCUCUCGCCCUGAACCCUGAUGUUGUGCAGACCAACAGUCAAGUUGACGGUUUGGCCGAAGCUGAAGCUGGUCAGGCUGCAUCCGCUACCGACCAAGCCAACUUCAUCAACUUCUGUCAAGGAAAGACCCUGACCAACGGUCUUCAGGUCAGGGAGGGUUCUUGCAACGGUAUUGUCAUGGGAGAAAUUCCUGCCGCCGGCAACAUGGUUUCUGCUAUUUUCCAGAACCCCAAGGACGGUGAUGACAUCGCCUCAGGAGAAGCCAUCACGUUCUCAGUCAAGAUCGCCAACUUGCAAGCCGGGUCUUUCACUAACCCUGAUAUUACCUACUACGCGGCUCCCCAGGCUCUACAAGGAGGCAAUGUUGUUGGCCACACCCACAUCACUGUCCAGGACAUGAACAACAACAAGAACCCCACGGAACCCCUGGAUGCCGAGACAUUUGCCUUCUUCAAGGGUAUCAAUGACAAUGGAGAUGGCAAUGGUCUGCUCAGUGCCGAUCUUGCUGCCGGUCUUCCCGAUGGUACCUACCGUGUAUGCUCAAUGACCUCUUCAAGCAACCAUCAGCCUGUUCUCAUGCCUGUUGCUCAGCGUGGCGCACAGGACGAUUGCGUUCGGUUCACUGUUGGUGCCGGCAAUGGCGGCAACAACAACAACAAUGGUCAAAACAACAACAACGGCCAGGGACAGAACAACGGUCAACAAGGACAGAACAAUGGUCAGGGACAGAACAACGGUCAGCAAGGACAGAACAACGGUCAGGGUCAGAACAACGGUCAGCAAGGACAAGGCCAGGGCGGUCAAGGCGGUCAGGGCCAGGGUGGUCAAGGUCAAGGUCAAGGCGGUCAGGGCGGUCAGGGCGCUGCUCGUGGACGUGGACGCGGUCGUGGACGAUUCAACCGCCCCAAGUUCGCUGCUCGUGACUUCAUCGCUUAAGUCUACCAGCAAUUUUCUUGAAGAGCACGGAAUUAAGGCGGGUUGUGGAGAGGCAUGAAGCAUGGCAUUCGGUGGUAAUGGUACUUUUCUCUUUGGCAUGAUUUGGAACUCAAUGAUAUGACUGCAUUGCUCCCGCGAGCCGGGUCAGUGGUGCAGGUAUAUCACUCUACGGAGGAAGAAGCGCAGCGCUUCAUUAGAACAGGCUCUGAGGAUGUGUGAUUUCCCUUUUCUUUGGCGCUUCGAUACAUUAUGGGUCAAUGAAAUGUAAAAUUAUUUCUAAAAAUCUAUUCCGUAUCACGUCUGCCGUAAA
This is a messenger RNA of Parastagonospora nodorum SN15, 1817 nucleotides long. RefSeq lists its product as hypothetical. The record is from RefSeq and is a predicted model, not a curated record. The transcript is spliced from 3 exons. The coding region runs from base 278 to 1507 and encodes 409 amino acids. NCBI's taxonomy places the organism in Eukaryota, Fungi, Ascomycota, Dothideomycetes, Pleosporales, Phaeosphaeriaceae.